CGGAGAUAAAACAUUAAUGGCUGUGACGUCACGCAGAGAGCUCAGUGAAAGUCGCUCGUGAAGCUGCGGGUAAGAACGGGGGCAAGCCCGCGAGGUAUUGGUAUAUCGAACAGCAUAGUGACGCAGCAGUCUCCACGAGCUGCCCAUCAUUCAUUUCACAAGUUAUCAGGGGCUUUGCAUUGCAUGGCACUGGACCUGAUGCUCAGCGUAGUCUGUGAGCAGUGAGCUCCUAUUUGAUGUGAUUUCAUCUUGACUUCUUAUCCAUCCGUUUUGGGAAUAUUGUGAAGAGAGAUCUAACUUGGAGACAGCGAAAAUGGACGUUUCCCAAACCGGCAGCCACUGUCUAGUUAGUGAUAUAUCUAAUGCGGAAAAUAUCGAGACAAAAUUAAUUUUACGCAAUUGCUGCAAAGUGGUCCGGUGGCGCAACCGUCUCAUAUCAUACUAGGCAUCCCGGAGAGUGGGGCUCGCCGAGUCACUGCGCUCCAAGCUCAGAGAAUAAUUUGCGGUGACAAGCAGGUUAAAUUAAAGUGAGAAAAUGCCUCACUUCAAAUUAUGUGAUAGUCUAACGACUUGAACUUUUCUCUCCACUAUAGGCUAUCUAAAGAACGAAAAGGUUGCAUUAAUUUGGAAUUGAAGGGAUCAUUUAAAUUAUCUGUCAUGGAUUGUGCCUAUUUUGUAUCUUACUUUGAAUUUAAGCCAACGGAGUAGCCUUAGGGAAUCAACUCACUUUUCUUUUCAACACUGCUGCACUGGAUCAGAAUGGAUGUGUCAUUGUAACAUACUGCUGCUGCUGAAGACCGCGCUCCGUCGGGUAUUUUUGACUUUUUUCCUCAACGAUGCAGCUCCUUCGACUAGCGUGGGCUUUAACGGGAGCCGCAGUCUGCUGUUUUGUUAUCCUCCUCAUUCACUCACACGUUCUAAAAGAAGGUCAGUUGGCAGCGGGUACGUGUGAGAUUGUCACUCUGGACCGGGACAGCAGUCAGCCGCGGCGGACCAUAGCACGACAGACGGCGAGGUGUGCCUGCAAGAAGGGACAGAUUGCCGGCACCACAAGAGCCAGACCGGCUUGUGUAGACGCUCUCAUUGUGAGGAGCCGGCAGUGGUGUGAGAUGAUGCCUUGCUUGGAAGACGAGGGCUGUGACCUCUUAGUAAACCACUCAGGCUGGACCUGCACACAGCCGGGGGGCCGGGUGAAGACCACCACGGCCCUAUGACGACACACACACAAAGACAGAACGCCUUGCCAGCCAGACAGACAGCGAAAGUCAACCACUUUUCAAGGACAGACAGGAGAGAAACAACUAACUGCAGAUCCUGGCAGUCUAGAGCGACACAGCAAGGUCUCCUGACGAUGGCGGGGACAGACGCUCCCGAGAGAGAGAGGGGAUGGUGUGUGAGCUGCUUGCUAUAGUCCAUCGUCACCGCCUGUGUGGAGCAUACGUCGUCUUAUCAUCAGCUGUCCGUCUAUUGUUCUGUGCAGCAGCGUGAAGCCACGUAGAACCUACGUUGCCAAAGGCCCGGACUCCAAAUACAGGAGCUGGAGCUUAACAUGGGACAUAUGAACUUUGCAAUGCUCUAUUAUUCCAUGGGAGACCGAACAUAUUUUUCAGUUGAGUUUGGAUAAUUCUAAUGUGUGUCGUCAUGAACUUCUGGAUCUGACCCAACCUAGACUUUGGACACGGGACACAAAUGUUCUUUUGGAGUUUUACGCUUGGCAACUCCUCUGUAGUGAUUUUACAGACCAAAGAAAAAGAUAGCCGACUGCUCCAUGUUUUGGAGGACACAGUGGACUUUGGGAUAAGGGGUUUAGAGACUUCUCCAAGUUGAUGAAACAUGCAAUCCCAUAUUCCCACUCACACUAUUACAGACUCUAGACAUACCCACAAAUGUACACAUGGUGAUAAAAGUGAUGUGUUGUGCAGAGUAAUUGUGUACAAAUGAAUGACGGAAACUGGAUGGCAAAAGUCAAGGGACAUUGUGUAAUUUGUCAAUUAUGUUUCUCUUGGACUACUAAACUGUACUUGUAUACUCACUGCUCUAUUUUGAACAUACAUUAAAUCAAAUAUACAUUUUCAAUUGCUAUAUUUGGACGAUUUUCAGUCAGCAUGACUGGUUAUAGUGAAACAAGCAAAUCAUUUCUCACCAGUAAAGAAUUGGAGGAAAAUAGUAAAUCCGUCAUAUCUGUUUGGGGGAAAGAAACAUUAAAUGUAUUUUCAAAAGCCUAAAGUUAUAUAUUUAACAGUUUUAUAUGUUGUAUCUUUGUAGAAAACCUUAUUUAACACUGGAAAUGUGGUCACAUUGCCAAUCAUAAACUGUGGAUACACAAUGAGCUAUGUCCUUAAGCUACUGGUCUCUCUUGUUCAUUUGAACAAGUUUUUUCAUCAUAAAAAGUCAAUUAUUUAACAUGAAAUGAGGAAAGUACAGAAUUAAAGUAUUCAGAUAAUAGUACA
Coregonus clupeaformis (lake whitefish) is the source of this 2450-nucleotide messenger RNA. Its product is annotated as chemokine-like protein TAFA-5. NCBI's taxonomy places the organism in Eukaryota, Metazoa, Chordata, Actinopteri, Salmoniformes, Salmonidae. The transcript is spliced from 5 exons. The record is from RefSeq and is a predicted model, not a curated record. Gene Ontology annotation, molecular function: G protein-coupled receptor binding; receptor ligand activity. The coding region runs from base 837 to 1214 and encodes 125 amino acids. Gene Ontology annotation, biological process: G protein-coupled receptor signaling pathway.